CGUAAAGGGAGUUGUUUCCCUUGCACAAAGGUCAAAGCAUGGGAAGUUUGUUCGCUCAUCAACGGUACGAUAGUUCACAGCUAGAAUUAUUAUUGCUUUAAAGAACUGCUGAAUUCCAUUGGUGACAACAGACUUGAGUUGUUAAAAUGAACUAUCGCAACGGAACACGUCUACUGUAUCAGGUUUCUGCAGUUCUUCAAAAGAUAAACAGACCAAGUUUUCCUUCAACCGUGCUGAAUUAUUGUGGAAAUGUUUUUAUGUGUAGAAACCUAUACACUUUACAAAAUCGUUCUAAGAGGUUUCUGUCAACUUGUUUUAAUCAUGGUGUUUUAUUAAAACUGACGAGCCAUGAAGUGUUGAAUUGCCUUCCUUUAUUAAUUUGUACAGAACAUAAUUCAUACACUGGUUGUUCUUUUGGACGUUAUGAUUAUAAACAACAACAGUUAGGUUCACAUUUGAUAACGAAAACUGCAAGAGGAAACCGUUGUUUCCACACAUCCAAUCAGAGACAUGCAACUUUCAUUCAUACAGAGCAUAAUGUGUACGCCUGUUUUUCUCGACGUUCUGAAUAUAAACAGUUCGGUCCAGGUCUGCUGACAAAAACGGCAAUAGGAAAGCGAUCUUUUCACACAUCACAUCUUUUGUGUUUAAACAGUGAACUUGAAAAGGAGUAUAUGUCGAUAUAUCGCUUAAAAAAUAUGAAAUAUUUACAGAUAUUAAACCGGUCUAAGAUUUAUCUGACUGUAUCUUCGAUGAUUAGUCUUCUACCGACUAUUUAUAACGGAGUUUACGGUAAUGUGAGUCCGGUUCUAUUUUUGUCACUUUCUGCUGUUAUCACAUGUAUUACUGUUGCUUUAUAUAUACUAAGCGCAUUAAUGCCAAGAAUUGUCGGAGAAUUGGGCAUCAAUAAAAAUUCCGACGAGAUAAGACUGUCGUAUUUGUCGUUCUGGGGUAAAAGACAAGAUUUACUCAUACCGGUCAACAUGUUGGUGCCUUUUGCAGAAAUAGUGGAAUCGUCUAAGAAAGACUAUGUAGUAAUCAAAUUGCGUGAUAUGUCAGAUAAAUGGUAUCUGUUUCCUCAAUAUGCUAAACUAUUGGAGAAAUCAAAAAUAGAAUCUGUUUUAGGUAAAAUAGAAAAAUGAUAUCAGUUGGUGUACCGGUAAUAGAAUUUAGUAUACAUAUAUAUUAUUGUGCUGUAUUAAAAUAUCUCCAAUAAAUAC
Patella vulgata (common limpet) is the source of this 1220-nucleotide messenger RNA. RefSeq names its product transmembrane protein 186. The transcript has 2 exons. The record is from RefSeq and is a predicted model, not a curated record. Bases 147 to 1142 code for a protein of 331 amino acids. Gene Ontology annotation, cellular component: mitochondrion. Lineage: Eukaryota; Metazoa; Mollusca; Gastropoda; Patellidae.